Messenger RNA from Anopheles coluzzii, 603 nucleotides. RefSeq lists its product as uncharacterized. The coding region runs from base 1 to 603 and encodes 200 amino acids. NCBI's taxonomy places the organism in Eukaryota, Metazoa, Arthropoda, Insecta, Diptera, Culicidae. The record is from RefSeq and is a predicted model, not a curated record. The transcript has a single exon.
AUGUGCCGAGAUGUGGGAGGAAAUCGCCUGACAGGAGAGCGGGAGGUGAUCGAAAGGUGGAAGUGCUACUUCGAAGGACACCUAAAUGGAGCGGAGGUAGGAGAGGCUGGAGUAAGUGGCAGAACAAGGCAACCACCACAGCAACAGCACAGCAGUAACACCAGCGACAACAUUGGUGCCGACGACGAGGUGCCCCCGCCAUCUUUGGAUGAAAUUGCCAGCCCCAUCAAGCAGCAUAAGAGCAAUAAGUCUGCUGCCAGCGAUGGACUGGUGGCCGAGCUCUUCAAGAUGGCGCCGGAGAGGCUUACCGUCGAAAUGAAUCGGCUGAUUGUGAAAAUCUGGGAGCAGGAAGAACUACCGGAAAAGUGGAAGCUGGGUGUCAUUCACCCAGUCUACAAAAAGGGCGACAGGCUGGAUUGCUCGAACUUUCGAGCCAUCACAGUCCUGAAUGCCACCUACAGUCUGUUCUGCAGACUUACGCCCCUUGCUACCACCGACCAAUUUUUCACUCUACGGCAGAAAGUGACCUCCAGAAGGGCCGAGAGCGCUAGUUCCCUAUGCACCACCUGUUCAUCGGCUUUAAGGCGGCCUACAACACCAUAG